UACAAUUAGCUUUAGAGUGCUUCGUUUGGGUUGUUUCUUAGAAGAAUAUCAAAAACAAUGGGUUUGAGACUUUUGAUCACAUUUGCAUCCUUGGUUGUGUUGAUUAUCAUAAAUAAAUCAGAAGCUGGAGGAUAUGGCGGUCAUCAUCAUAAGAAAAUCAUAAUACAUGUUCCAGUUCAUAAGAAACAGGAAAAACACGUCCACACCAUUGUCAAACACAUCCAUCAUCAUCAUAAGCCGAUUGUCAUCAAGGAAGAGAAGGUCAUCAAACAUGAAGUCAAGCCAAUUAUAGUGGAGAAACAUAUCAAUCAUGAACAUUUACAACAUCAUCAUCAAUAUGAACAUCCGGUUGUGGAAGAACAUAAGGAAGAAGUUCAUAUUCCUCAUCAUUAUGAACAUCAGGAACACCACGAAGAGGAGCACCACGAGCAUGAACAUGUGGAAUAUGGAGAGUCACAUCAUUAGAAGAAGUAAGAAGCUGACAUACAAAAGUAUAGUGCUGAUGGGUUGAUUGGGUUAUAGGUUAGG
Eupeodes corollae is the source of this 528-nucleotide messenger RNA. RefSeq names its product histidine-rich glycoprotein-like. Bases 58 to 465 code for a protein of 135 amino acids. The record is from RefSeq and is a predicted model, not a curated record. The transcript has 3 exons. NCBI's taxonomy places the organism in Eukaryota, Metazoa, Arthropoda, Insecta, Diptera, Syrphidae.